This is a messenger RNA of Mytilus trossulus (common blue mussel), 826 nucleotides long. RefSeq names its product BTB/POZ domain-containing protein KCTD18-like. NCBI's taxonomy places the organism in Eukaryota, Metazoa, Mollusca, Bivalvia, Mytilida, Mytilidae. The transcript is spliced from 2 exons. Gene Ontology annotation, molecular function: protein binding. The coding region runs from base 44 to 826 and encodes 260 amino acids. The record is from RefSeq and is a predicted model, not a curated record. Gene Ontology annotation, biological process: protein homooligomerization.
AAAAUGGUAAAAUAAAUAAGUAAAAUUUCGAUUUGGAUAUCAAAUGGACAAAAAGAAUGAACAGAAUGGAUUACCAUCAGUUAUUAAUCUCAAUGUAGGAGGAUAUUUCUUCACAACGAGGCUUUCGACUUUGCGAAAAUAUGAAGACUCGAUGUUGGCGGCCAUGUUCAGUGAAAGAUACACACUAGAUAAAGACAAAGAUGAAAAUUUCUUUUUGGAUAUGGACGGAAGUAGAUUUAAGCACAUUCUUAAUUACCUUCGCAAUGAACAGCAUCUUCCUCCGCGUAAUAUAGCGCAGGAAGUUUUGGAAGACGCUACAUAUUUAGGCAUAAACUCACUUGUUGACCACAUUAGAUCUCUUGACCACGACUGGGAAGAUGUUCGCAAUUCAGUUCCAUAUUAUUCCGAAAUGAAAGAAAAAAUCAUUAAACUGGGCGAGACAGUUGAUGCCCACUCCGAAGUACCGCCAUCUUGGAAAUUUCACCCACAUGUGAUUCUUGACUUCAUUGUUGAUGACGCUUUGAAGAUAAAUCAAGAUCUUUAUCAGAAAAGCAGAAAAAUUGUAAGACAAGGCAACAUUGAAAUAAACUGUCCAACUUACGCGGAUGCAGUUACUCUUGCUGGCUGUCUGUAUAAAGACAUUCUAAACGAUGGGUACAACGUUAAAAUAGAAGAACUGUUUCCCUGCUCCGGGCAAGUCUGCAAUGAUCGGCCGGUUUCAGAGAUAUCUAGUUCAAUUUCCGCAGAUGAUAAUUUAGAAGAGUACACUAACUUCCGUUUCAUGCUCAUAUUUGAUUGGAAAAAGUUUCUUUCCUCGGAUUUAUAA